AUGAUCAAUUCUAAACGAAUACUAUAUCAUCUAAAAUCACACAAUAUACACUCAAAACAGAUUUUUGCAUCAAUUAAAAUACGACAUCUCACAACUCAAUUUCAACCAAAAGGUUCAAAUCCUCAAUUAACUUUUCCGUGUUUAGAUAAAUUAGAACUCAAAAACAAACAGCUAUCACAAGGUAAAACUCAAGAUUCAUCAUCAUCAAGUAGUCUACAGUCAGGCCCCGAACCAAGUUAUGGCUUUGUAAGAACUGGAUUUCAACUAUAUAAAUCUAAAAAACCAAUUUUCCUAGAUUAUGGAGGUCAUUUACCAGAAUAUGAAAUAGCUUAUGAAACGUGGGGGAAAUUAAACCCACAAAAGAAUAAUUUAAUAUUAAUACAUACUGGAUUAUCAGCUUCAAGUCAUGCAAAAUCACAACCACAAAAUGAAAAACCAGGAUGGUGGGAAAAUUUUAUUGGAUCGGGGAAAUUUAUAGAUACUGAUAAAUAUUUUGUUGUUUGUACCAAUGUUUUAGGAGGUUGUUAUGGUUCAACAGGUCCUUCAUCAAUAGAUCCAGCAAAUGAUGAAAGAUAUGCUACAAGAUUUCCUAUAUUAUCAGUAAAUGAUAUGGUAAGAGCUCAAAGAGAAUUAGUAAGAGAUGAAUUUGGAGUUAAUAAAAUAUAUGCAUCUGUUGGUGCAUCAAUGGGUGGGAUGCAAAGUUUAGCUUAUGCGUGGGAAUUUCCUGAAGAAGUUCAAAAAGUUAUAAGUAUAAGUGGAUGUGCAAGAUCUCAUCCAUAUUCAAUAGCGUUAAGACAUACUCAAAGACAAGUAUUAAUGAGUGAUCCAAAUUGGAAUAGAGGAUUUUAUUAUAAUCAAAUCCCACCACAUGUUGGAAUGAAAUUAGCAAGAGAAAUUGCCACUGUGACUUAUAGAUCAGGACCUGAAUGGGAAUAUAGAUUUGGUAGAUAUAGAGCAGAUGAAUCAAAACCUCCUGCGUUAUGUCCUGAUUUUUUAGUUGAAACUUAUUUAGAUCAUGCUGGUGAAAAAUUUUGUUUAGAAUAUGAUGCAAAUUCUUGGCUUUAUGUUUCAAAAGCAAUGGAUUUAUUUGAUUUAAGUGAAAGUACUAGAUCAAAAGCUAUAGCUGAUAGAAAAAGAAGUGAACUCAAGUAUAAAGGUGAACAAUCUAAUGAUUCUGGAGAAUAUGAAGUAGUACCUGAAGAACCAUAUGAAGAAAAACUGACAAAUUCACCAAGAUUAUCAGUUGAAGAAUCAUUACAAGAUUUAAAAAAUGGUAUGCAAAGAAGAUUAGCCAAUAAAGAUGUCUUGGUAAUUGGAGUUGAAUCAGAUAUUUUAUUUCCAGUAUGGCAACAAAGAGAAAUUGCUGAUGUUUUAUUAGAUAAUCCAUAUAAUAAAACAGGAGAAGUUGAAUAUUUUGAAUUAGGUACUGAUAUAAGUAAUUAUGGUCAUGAUACUUUUUUAUUGAGUUUAGAAGAUAUUGGUAAACCAGUUAAAAAUUUCUUAAAUAACUAA
Molecule: messenger RNA, 1512 nt
Organism: Lodderomyces jiufengensis
Lineage: Eukaryota; Fungi; Ascomycota; Pichiomycetes; Serinales; Debaryomycetaceae
Exons: 1
Coding region: 1-1512 (503 amino acids)
Biological process (GO): L-homoserine metabolic process
Molecular function (GO): homoserine O-acetyltransferase activity; L-serine O-acetyltransferase activity
Source: RefSeq, a predicted model, not a curated record